CAACCAACAUGAAAAUUGACAAGCAGUACCAUACAAAACUAGACAUAUACUCUCUGGAUUUGGCUCCAUUUGGAGACCUCUCAUAAGACUAGCUUUCAUUGUCUAGAAAGUUGACCCUAAGUUAAUAUAAUAUCUUGACCUGGUGCAUCUGUUUUUAUACUCCCCAAUAUCUUCAAAGCUCGUGUCAUAGAAUCCAAUCCCAUUUUUCAUACAGAAAUGGAAGUGAAAACAGAUCCAAGUUGUGAAGCAGACGAUGAUGUUUUCUACGCGGAGCUCAGAAGACAAAUUCUGCUUUUGACCUUGGAGGAUGAUGAUGAAAAUGCCGUAUUUCCAAAAACCAGACGUUUGGAUGCUAAAGGAGGCGCCAAACAGGGCUCAGGCAGCGGUGUGCCGGCUGUUCGACUCCCCGGAAGCUGUUUCGGUUGGUCGGAGAAUGAGAACAGUAACGCAGUACCCACCUGGCUAGUAAACUUGUGGAGGCAUGGGAAUGGAACUGGGGUGUUCAUACCUCAUAUCGCCAAAUCCAGAAGACGGCCCAAAUCCGAAAGAAGGAACAACGCAAGAGGAAGAAUGUACAAGCCAGUGGCAAAUGAGAAUGAAUGACUGCGCAACUCCACCCCAAUGUCACAAGUAGUAGAAUAAUACCGCAUAAACGUGUGAAAUGGCUAUGGAAAGAGUAGGAGAGAUUAGUCCGAGGUGAGUGCAAGCUGGCC
Messenger RNA from Rhododendron vialii, 713 nucleotides. RefSeq lists its product as uncharacterized. NCBI's taxonomy places the organism in Eukaryota, Viridiplantae, Streptophyta, Magnoliopsida, Ericales, Ericaceae. The record is from RefSeq and is a predicted model, not a curated record. The transcript has 2 exons. The coding region runs from base 217 to 603 and encodes 128 amino acids.